UGGAUGGUAGCGCAGGCGACGAGGGCAAAUUCCCGUCCUGUUCGAGAGAAGUCCUCCACCGGCUUGUCCACCAUGACCAAAUUGACGGGACGGCCCAGCGAAUAUCAAAUCCCAAAUUGGAAGAGAAAAGUGCGGCAAACGGAGAGGAGGAGGGAGAAGGACUCCUGUCAAAGAUGUCGACGUGUACUUCUCUCUCAAAUGGCAAUAAUUACUUGCUCUCGAUACGUGGCGUAGCAAAGUGCGGACACGGGAGAGGGAAGGGCCUUCUCCUAAUCGUCACUGCUUCCGCGCUCGCUUCCCCUGAGGCCUCCUCAGCUCGCAAGCUUUAG
This is a messenger RNA of Acaulospora colombiana, 329 nucleotides long. NCBI's taxonomy places the organism in Eukaryota, Fungi, Glomeromycota, Glomeromycetes, Diversisporales, Acaulosporaceae. The record is from the annotation of a GenBank genome assembly.